UCUUCAGCUUCCUUCACAUUCAUCAAAGCAUGAGUUCAACAUCCCUAACAUCUGGACCAUCGACUGAACCCAUUGCUGUGGCUCACCUGUCGUAUUCCUCCCCCAUCAUCACUACCACCACUACACGUCUGUUGUACUUGUGCCCGCGCGCCGUCGUAGGUUCACAGCAUGCCCUGAAUCAAUACCGUUAGUCACGCCUUCAAUUAUCGCAGCCAUGUCGAGAGCUCUGGACAAACAUGUCAUCGCGGCUCUGAAGCAAGGCGACCACCAGAAAAUCUUUGACGACAUUUCCAGUAUCUUCGUGUCGCCUGAGGACGGAUGCCGUCUCGAGAUUGAGGUUCUAGGUCAGAGCCACCCGUUGAGGCUGGGCGAGCACUUUCUGCGAGAUGAAAACGCUGUUGCUGUCCCCAAGCUCCGCAUAGUACAGGCCUUCCUCGUCGCCAGACAGAUCUUUCAGAAACAUCUCGCUGCAAGCUCCGUUGACGCCGAGCUUCUGUUCACCACGACAAGCGUUUUGCUGUUCCUGGACCCGGAACACCUCACGGCCGCCAACACUAGGAAGCGCCUCAUUCGCGACGCGAUCUUAGCGGGGGUUGAUGUGCAUGGGCGUCUGACAAGAGAAAAGUGGUUUGUUGACAGCUUGCUGACCAGCCGACUGCAUCGGCACACAAAAUCGCCUACUUUAUGGAGUCAUCGACGCUGGCUAAUGGAGCAGUGCCGUCAAGCCGGGCUUCCUGUUACGGUUCAAGAGGACAUCGAGUCAAUCGUCAUGGUAGCUGGAGAGCGGCAUCCACGGAACUACUAUGCCUGGACCCACGCACGUUGGUUGAUCCGGACAUUUCUGGUCGACUCGGAGCCCGAAUUGCUGCAAUCUCUUAUCCAAAGCGUCAAGAGAUGGUCUUUUAGACAUCACGUCGACGUUUCUGGCUGGUCUUUUCUUGCCCAUUUGAUAGAGAGGCUCGACGACAAAGGGAAACAAGUAUCCUUGUCGGUCUUUGAGGAGACUCUUAGACUGGCGGAGUCUCUUCGAUGGUACAACGAGUCAGUGUGGUGGUUUCUCCGCACGACGGCUUCCAGGCCUGCCUUGGGACAGACCAGACAGGAGGACUUCGCAACUGUCCAGCAAAGGCUUUUGGCUAUGAAAGCCGAUGAUUCCGCUGAAGCCAUGGUACUGAAAACGGCACGGAAGUGGUGCGACUCGUAUGGACCGUAUAGCGACAAAACUUGUUCGGGUGCAACGGAAGAGGUUUGAGUGAGAUAAAAGCUUCGGGGAAAAAAUUAAGAUCGCGUGCGGCAUUGUCGUUCAAAUUUGGCAUUCACGUCGAGGCCUGAAGCCGGUCCAUCUCCGUUUGCUUGACAUGCUCCCGGGUUGGGCCUUGGACUUAGGCCUAGCCAACGGGAUUUGUUUUCAGACGCUAAUUGAAUACGAGGGAGUAACUGCCAGUUCGCGUGGCCCUUCAGCGGAGGGCAUCAAAUGUUGAACAAGUCGGCAGCCCCCUUUGUGAAUGACAACUUAUUGCUAAAGGAACACAAUAGGACGUAUGUCCAGC
Colletotrichum destructivum is the source of this 1550-nucleotide messenger RNA. RefSeq lists its product as uncharacterized. Gene Ontology annotation, cellular component: cytoplasm. Gene Ontology annotation, molecular function: protein prenyltransferase activity. Gene Ontology annotation, biological process: protein prenylation. Lineage: Eukaryota; Fungi; Ascomycota; Sordariomycetes; Glomerellales; Glomerellaceae. Bases 215 to 1252 code for a protein of 345 amino acids. The transcript has a single exon. The record is from RefSeq and is a predicted model, not a curated record.